This is a messenger RNA of Staurois parvus, 477 nucleotides long. The record is from the annotation of a GenBank genome assembly. NCBI's taxonomy places the organism in Eukaryota, Metazoa, Chordata, Amphibia, Anura, Ranidae.
AUGGGCCCCUGUACCGCCUCCUCAUGCUGCUGCCAGGCCCGUAAUCUGCCAUGGGCCACCCCGUACCAACUCCUCAUGCUGCUGCCAGGCCCGUAAUCUGUCAUGGGCCCCUGUACUGCCUCCUCAUGCUGCUGCCAGGUCCAGAGUGUGUCAUGGGUCCCUGUACGGCCUCCCAUUGCUGCUGUCUCCAUCACCACACUCUGCCAUGUGCCACUUUCAGGUCUCCUCACACUGCUGGUGGUUUCCAUUUUUGUCAUAGGGUGCUGUAUGGCCUUCCAUUGCUGCUGCCUCCACCGCCACACUGUGGCUCCACACUCUGGUUUUGGCCCCGUGACUGCCCAAAUGAGUGAAGUGUGCGGUGAUUCUAAGAUCGACGGCACUCAUCUGCAUGUCAUACUGACUGACAGUAUUAUUUCUCUUCCCCAGCAGACUCCAAGGGCAUUUAAAUUAAAGGUACAGUGUUCUGCACUAAUAUAA